This is a messenger RNA of Gekko japonicus, 731 nucleotides long. RefSeq names its product coiled-coil domain containing 58 (gene MIX23). Gene Ontology annotation, cellular component: mitochondrial intermembrane space; mitochondrion. Bases 51 to 485 code for a protein of 144 amino acids. The transcript has 5 exons. The record is from RefSeq and is a predicted model, not a curated record. NCBI's taxonomy places the organism in Eukaryota, Metazoa, Chordata, Lepidosauria, Squamata, Gekkonidae.
UCCGACCUGUCGCGCCUCCUGAUUGGGGGACACUCUCCGGCCUCGCCAACAUGGCGGCGCCCACGACGCACCUGAACUGUGAGGAUUUUGGCGAAUUCCAGGAGUUGCUCAGGGUGAUGAGAACAAUUGACGACAGGAUAGUCCAUGAGUUAAACACGACUGUUCCAACUACUUCUUUUGAGGGAAAAGUUGACGCUAGCCAAACCUGUAAGGAACUUUAUGAGUCUCUGACGGAGGCUCACGCGAGUAGAGAAAAACUUAUCAAAAGUUGCAUUGCUCAAGCCUCUAACAUAGUAAAAAAUCUCCAGGAAGAGAGGAAGACGUCUCUGGAGGACAUAGCCUUAUUAAAGACGCUCAGGAAAGAGCAGACAAAAUUGAAAUUAAUGCAGUCAGAGCUGAACGUUGAAGAAGUGGUAAACGACAGAAGCUGGAAGAUAUUUAAUGAACGCUGCCGAGCUCAUUAUAAGCCUCCGAAGAGUCAAUGAGGUGAGCAGGGGUUCAGGAGAUGCCGCGGGAAGUGGACUUCAAUCAUGCCAAACAUAGAGACGUGGAAGAGAUGCGGAACAAGCUACAUGGGACCUUUUGAGAGAGAAACACACACACAUGCAGCAGAUCCAUGGAGUUCAUCCCAGUGAUUGAUUGAUGGAUUAAUUUUUGUUUUUUUGCUAAUUAAGAUAAUCUAACUGCUAUUUUGUACAAGAUGUGUGGGGGGAAAACAUUUAUUAAAAAAA